This is a messenger RNA of Capra hircus (goat), 591 nucleotides long. It is a transcript of the gene RHOB, whose product is annotated as ras homolog family member B. The transcript has a single exon. Gene Ontology annotation, biological process: small GTPase-mediated signal transduction. NCBI's taxonomy places the organism in Eukaryota, Metazoa, Chordata, Mammalia, Artiodactyla, Bovidae. Gene Ontology annotation, molecular function: GTPase activity; GTP binding. Bases 1 to 591 code for a protein of 196 amino acids. The record is from RefSeq and is marked provisional.
AUGGCGGCCAUCCGCAAGAAGCUGGUGGUGGUGGGCGACGGCGCGUGCGGCAAGACGUGCCUGCUGAUUGUGUUCAGUAAGGAUGAGUUCCCCGAGGUGUACGUGCCCACAGUCUUCGAGAACUAUGUGGCCGACAUCGAGGUGGACGGCAAGCAGGUGGAGCUGGCGCUGUGGGACACUGCGGGGCAGGAGGACUACGACCGCCUGCGGCCGCUCUCCUACCCGGACACCGACGUGAUCCUCAUGUGCUUUUCGGUGGACAGCCCGGAUUCGCUGGAGAACAUCCCCGAGAAGUGGGUGCCCGAGGUGAAGCACUUCUGCCCCAACGUGCCCAUCAUCCUCGUGGCCAACAAGAAAGACCUGCGCAGCGAUGAGCACGUCCGCACAGAGCUGGCCCGCAUGAAGCAGGAACCGGUGCGCACGGAUGACGGCCGCGCUAUGGCCGUGCGCAUCCAAGCCUACGACUACCUCGAAUGCUCGGCCAAGACCAAGGAGGGCGUCCGAGAGGUCUUCGAGACGGCCACGCGCGCCGCGCUGCAGAAGCGCUACGGCUCCCAGAACGGCUGCAUCAACUGCUGCAAGGUGCUAUGA